CAGAUCAGAAUCGUUAACUUCGCCAGCCCCUACUUCUACCUUGCGCCGCUCAGCUGACACCUCUCACUCCUCACCUCAAACGCUCUCGCCUCUCUGUCUCUCACCUAGAUUGCCAGACGCCCAGACACCAUCGGCCCAUCGCCAGAGUCUUUCUCCGUCUCCGCCUCUCCGCUUCUUACCCUCUGACCCUCUUAGCCACUCCGUCUCCAGCUUCGCCUCUCCGACUCUUCGUGGGUUCAUAAGCCAGUCUCCGGCUAUCCGCCUCUCCGGGAAUUUGUUUGAAGAAACUUCUUCAUGGCAGCAAGAAAUGCUUUGAGGUAUGUAUCUCGUAGGUUCUCAAGUAGUGGCAAGGUGCUCAGUGAGGAGGAAAAAGCUGCAGAAAAUGUCUAUAUCAAGAAAACUGAGCAGGAGAAAUUGGAGAAGCUUGCCCGAAAGGGUCCCAAUCCAGAAAAACCAGCUGCUGCCAACUCUGGGGAUUCAGGGUCUGUAGCGGAUGCUAAAGCAGGUGCUCAAGCCUCCUCCUCAACACCCGGGGUGUCGAAUGACAAUUACCGCAACUAUGGUGUUUUGGCUGGAAUUGUAACUGGUGUUGGUGCUCUGGGCUGGUAUCUGAUGUCAAAGGACAAGAAGAAAGAAGUACAGGACUGAAGUAUAGUGUUUUGUUGAUAGGAGCAUGGACUUUGAAAAUAAAACCUUGAAUCAUGAAAACAAUGGUCCCGUAUCGUUUUCCUCAUGGAUGUAGAAUUUCUCUUCCAUAAUUCAAUGAUAUUUUGCACUCUGGCAGAGGCAUGCUGAUGUGAUUUGAUUUCCUUAUC
Messenger RNA from Ipomoea nil (Japanese morning glory), 815 nucleotides. RefSeq lists its product as uncharacterized. The coding region runs from base 295 to 648 and encodes 117 amino acids. The record is from RefSeq and is a predicted model, not a curated record. NCBI's taxonomy places the organism in Eukaryota, Viridiplantae, Streptophyta, Magnoliopsida, Solanales, Convolvulaceae. The transcript is spliced from 4 exons.